GCCAGCCCUCGACCUCCUCAACUUCCCGUUCGACGGCCUACUUUGCCCCCGGCUGUGGAACAAGUCAUGACGUCUCUCCCUCCUCCUUUACCCCCAGCCGACAGUAAGCCACAUUCCAAGGCCACCAUGAGGACUUCAGUCUCCUCAGAUUCAAUUUCAAAACCACCACUACCUCAAAGAUCCCGUGGUCUAUCCCUCAGUAAGAAUUAUUCUCCUCCACAACCUACUUUACCUCCUCGACUACCUCAACGUCACGCCACCGUCAGCUCAGGUUCUCAGACUGCAAUGCCUCAGUUCCCACAUCAUCCUUUCCCCUCUUCAGUCCCGCCAUCUCCUCGUCGGAUGCAGCGUUCAUCAUCCCAAUCGGUGGGUUCUUUCCAACCCCUUCCUCCACCCACUCGAACGGCCAUAGCAAACGGACUUGUAUCUCCACCUAGGCGUAAAAUCCCCAGUUCGACUUCUGGCGACUUCUCGUCUUCGGACGAUGAUGAUGACGACGGCAUAGAACUUGUUCAAGGUUUCGCCUCUUCAGCAAAGAAACUCUUGGAAGAUUAUCCUGAUUCUACUCAUGCCAAUCGUCGUCCACCUAGCUUCGUACCGGAUAUUCGACUUCAACCUCCACAUUCUAUAUACUCAUUUGCCACAUUUGGAAGACAUGUCUGCACUGCCGCUCAUCAGGUCAGAGUGUUCGACACUGAGAUGGGUAAUACUCCAAUCUUCACCAUGGAACUCAAAGACACGGGUCUAGACUUCCGGGUUAAAGAACCUCGUGUGACGGCCUUGUGUUUUCGGCCCGCCGCUAUCUUGGCAGAUGAAGGACGAUAUUUGUGGUGCGGUACUAAAGAUGGUCAUUUAUGGGAACUUGACAUCAGACAAGGUCUUGUGACCGAUACCAGACCCGCCAUGCAUUCUUCAGCUGUGGUCAACAUAUUUCGAUACAAGCAAUACCUUUUAUCCCUCGAAGAAGCCGGAAAAUUACACGUUUUCGAAGUCAUACAAACAAGUCUCUCUACACCAAGCACUCAAACAGUGCGCAUAACGGAGAAAUUCACUUUCGCCAAAAUGAUAGGUAAACAACUAUGGACCGCUUCCGCUCCAGCUGUCAGAUCGACUACUUCUGCGAACUCCAAAGGUCCCACUAUCCGGGUAUACGAACCUUGUGCCCCUGGUGCCAUGCCUGUGGGUAAGACUGUGAUUGCUAGCGAAUGGACUGGGGCUGUGACAUCUGCCACUGUAUUGCCUCUCAGACCUGAGGAAGUGUAUCUAGGUCAUGAGGGUGGUUUUGUAUCAGUGUGGUCUACGGAAGAUUUGACCUGUUUACAGGUUCUCAAAAUAUCUGUCAGUGAUAUUUUGAGUCUAGAGGGUGUCGGGGAAAGAUUAUGGGCGGGGAAUAGAAAAGGUCAAAUACAUGCUUGGGACGUGAAAGAACAACCUUGGCAGACAACGAAUUUAUGGAUAGCACAUCCAUUCAUUUGCUGGUCUUGCAGUAGAGAAUCGGUACGAGCGUGGGAUGGUCUCCUAGCGGUUGAGUGGAUAGACUCUCAAAUGAUCACACGUCAGCCUGAUUAUUGUACCUUUCGUGAUAUCCGACUACUCGUCUGUUCAUGGAACAUAGAUUCUGCUAAACCUACCGACUUGGCGGGUUCAGAAGCUAAUGCUUUGUUUCUGGAAGAAUGUCUUGGAUCUGUGGAAUCGCCUGAUAUUGUCGUCUUUGGAUUUCAGGAAGUCAUCCCUUUGACAGAUAGGAAGUUGACGGCGAAAACUAUUCUUUUCGGCGGCAAGAAAGAUCCCACGGGUGGAGGAGAACGUAUCACCUUGGCUUAUCGACAAUGGCUGGAUAAAUUGCAAUUAGCGGUGAAAAUGUCUGCUUCGCCGGAUGUGUCGUAUGUCAAAGUUCAUUCGGAAAACCUGGUGGGAUUGUUCACUUGUGUGUUUGUGAAGAGUAGUAACAAGGACGCUUUGAGGGCUUUGGAUAUAUGUACUGUUAAGCGAGGAAUAGGUGGUAUCUACGGUAACAAAGGUGCUAUCAUCGCUCGUCUCAUCAUCGAUGAUACUUCUUUAUGUUUCAUCAACGUUCAUCUUGCCGCUGGUCAAUCACAACGUGCUGCGAGAAACGCAGAUAUAGCUGCUAUAAUGGAAGAUAGAGCUAUCUUACCUGCUUCUGACGAAUUGGCGUUUGUUGGAGGAGGUGAUGGGACUGGGAUAAUGGAUCAUGAGAUGGUUAUUUUGAAUGGGGAUAUGAAUUACCGGAUUGACCAAAGACGUGAAAAUGUAAUUUCCAGUAUUCACGUUGGCGAUUUCAAUUAUCUUUUAUCACACGAUCAACUUCGUAAAGAAAUGCGUACAAAUCAUUCAUUCCGACUUCGUACAUUCGAAGAACCUCCCAUACGUUUCGCUCCAACAUACAAAUACGAUCCUAAUUCCGAUUCAUACGAUACUAGUGAAAAACGUAGAGUACCAGCUUGGUGUGAUAGAAUCCUACAUAGCAAAUCUACCAGGAUACGUAAUGUUAGUUAUAGGAGAUACGAAACUACUAUAUCGGAUCAUAGACCUAUUUCUGCUGGGUAUGUGUUGACUGUUAAAAAAGUGGAUGUGGGGAAGAUGAAGGAAGUUAGGAGGGAGGUAGGGGAGGAUUGGGUGAAAAAGGAGGUUGAAUUGUUAGGUAAGAUGUCAGAGGCUUUGAUGGGGUUAGUUUGAAGUGAGAUGGGGAGGAAUAAAUGUGUUGUUCUUAUACUGCAUCAAUCGCAAGUAUACUAUGGACGAUGUUGAAAGGUUUUCGAUGCCACUUUUGACUUUUG
This is a messenger RNA of Tremella mesenterica DSM 1558, 2798 nucleotides long. RefSeq lists its product as uncharacterized. Gene Ontology annotation, biological process: phosphatidylinositol dephosphorylation. Bases 67 to 2697 code for a protein of 876 amino acids. The record is from RefSeq and is a predicted model, not a curated record. Gene Ontology annotation, molecular function: protein binding; phosphatidylinositol-4,5-bisphosphate 5-phosphatase activity. The transcript is spliced from 7 exons. Lineage: Eukaryota; Fungi; Basidiomycota; Tremellomycetes; Tremellales; Tremellaceae.